CAACCCCCAUCGGUGCUUGCCGCUGGACCCUGCUCAAUCACCGUCCUCUUCUCCACUGGUCUCACGGACCGUCAACGGCGUCAGUCCUUCCUUAUUCCAGCUCUCUGUGCUGCCGACGUCCAUGCUGUCCCACGGCUAGACUGUCGAGCCAAGGGAGAGGUGAGGUGAGACCUUAGGAGUUGCUGAACGGACAGCCAACGGUCAGAAAGUGAGAGCCAAGGGCCAAUUAUUUUCUCCAGGAACCGUCUUAGAUGGAGGGGGAUGUUGCUGUCGUCUACUGUCCCAUUAUUUGAAAAGGUACGCUAUUUUAUACCUAAAUUCUCUUUGUCUUCUACCGAGCACAUGUCUCGAACUCUUGGCUGCCUUGUCCCUUUAAUGGACGACUAUAGUAUCACGCUUCUCAUUGUCUUCUAUGGAAUCUUUUCGACCAUGUGGCUUAUUGAGGCUCCUGAACCUAUUGAAUCAAGCCGCUUAUUACCGGGCAGCAAAUCUGCCCUCACUUGCCAUGACUUGCUAAUUUUGACUGCAGCCUCGAAGCCCACCGUUCUUAGAAGCUAUCCUCUCUUGAAAUUAUCUCAAAAGCAAGCCGUGGCAGGUCGACCCCCGCAAGAAAUAUUCAACUACAAGCUCCGUCAAUAUCUGGACCGCACUUCCAUAAAGCUGGUGAGAAAAUGAUGAGAAAGACAAUCUCCGCAGCCUUACUUGCUAACUCUAUAAGAAGUGCUAUAGGUUAACCGUGACCGUACCCUGCACUUCACUUGGUCCCGUUGCACUGCCGAGUGUACUCGGCUCAUACUCUUGUUGAUCAUCUGGCUUUCCAUUCCAAC
Xylona heveae TC161 is the source of this 827-nucleotide messenger RNA. RefSeq lists its product as hypothetical. The coding region runs from base 262 to 675 and encodes 137 amino acids. The record is from RefSeq and is a predicted model, not a curated record. The transcript has a single exon. NCBI's taxonomy places the organism in Eukaryota, Fungi, Ascomycota, Xylonomycetes, Xylonales, Xylonaceae.